This is a messenger RNA of Phodopus roborovskii (desert hamster), 2202 nucleotides long. RefSeq names its product SRY-box transcription factor 11 (gene Sox11). Gene Ontology annotation, molecular function: DNA-binding transcription activator activity, RNA polymerase II-specific; RNA polymerase II cis-regulatory region sequence-specific DNA binding. The record is from RefSeq and is a predicted model, not a curated record. Lineage: Eukaryota; Metazoa; Chordata; Mammalia; Rodentia; Cricetidae. Bases 68 to 1255 code for a protein of 395 amino acids. The transcript has a single exon. Gene Ontology annotation, biological process: negative regulation of transcription by RNA polymerase II; anatomical structure morphogenesis; positive regulation of transcription by RNA polymerase II.
CGGGGAAGGUGGAGGGGCGGGAGGGGGAGGGGCGCAGGAGACCAAGCGCCCAGCCCCGCCGCGGACCAUGGUGCAGCAGGCCGAGAGCUCGGAAGCCGACAGCAACCUGCCCCGGGACGCGCUGGACACCGAGGAGGGCGAGUUCAUGGCGUGCAGCCCGGUGGCCCUGGACGAGAGCGACCCGGACUGGUGCAAGACGGCGUCGGGCCACAUCAAGCGGCCCAUGAACGCCUUCAUGGUGUGGUCCAAGAUCGAGCGCAGGAAGAUCAUGGAGCAGUCGCCCGACAUGCACAACGCCGAGAUCUCCAAGAGACUGGGCAAGCGCUGGAAGAUGCUGAAGGACAGCGAGAAGAUCCCGUUCAUCCGGGAGGCGGAGCGCCUGCGCCUCAAGCACAUGGCUGACUACCCCGACUACAAGUACCGGCCGCGCAAAAAGCCCAAGACGGACCCCGCGGCCAAGCCCAGCGCGGGCCAGAGCCCCGACAAGAGCACGGCGGGCGCCAAGGCGGCCAAGGGCCCGGGCAAGAAGUGCGCCAAGCUGAAGGCGCCGGCGGGCAAGGCUGGCGCGGGCAAGGCGGUGCAGCCUGGCGACUGCGGAGCAGGCAAGGCGGCCAAGUGCGUCUUCCUGGACGACGACGACGAGGAGGACGAGGACGAGGACGAGCUGCAGCUGCGGCCCAAGCCGGACGCGGACGACGACGACGACGAGCCCGCGCAUUCGCACCUGCUGCCGCCGCCGGCGCAGCAACAGCCCCCGCAGCUGCUCAGGCGCUACAGCGUGGCUAAGGUGCCAGCCAGCCCCACUCUCAGCAGCGCGGCCGAGUCCCCCGAGGGCGCGAGCCUGUACGACGAGGUGCGCGCGGGCGGCCGGCUGUACUACAGCUUCAAGAACAUCACCAAGCAGCAGCCUCCGCCCGCACCCCCCGCGCUGUCGCCCGCGUCCUCGCGCUGCGUGUCCACCUCCUCCUCCAGCGGCAGCAGCAGCGGCAGCGGCGCGGAGGACGCCGACGACCUCAUGUUCGACCUGAGCUUGAAUUUCUCCCAGGGCGCGCACAGCGCCUGCGAGCAGCCACUGGGCGCGGGUGCGGCGGGGAACCUGUCCCUGUCGCUGGUGGAUAAAGACCUGGAUUCCUUCAGCGAGGGCAGCCUGGGCUCCCACUUCGAGUUUCCCGACUACUGCACGCCGGAGCUGAGCGAGAUGAUCGCAGGGGACUGGCUGGAGGCGAACUUCUCCGACCUGGUGUUCACGUAUUGAGGGGCGCGGGGUCCCUCGGGAGGCAGUCCUGGCGGUCAGGAUGGUGGGGGGGAGGGGAGCAGAUGCUCAUGGUCAGAGAUGUGGCGCAGAGAAAUUGGAAAAGGUGAUGAAAUGUUGGUGGAGUUAAAGUGAAAUGAGUAGUUUUAAACAGAUUUUCCAGUUUUUUUUUUAAUUUUUAUUUUUAAAAAAAAUUUUGGUCUCCCCCCCACCCUUCCCUUUCUUUAUCGUGUCUCAAGGUAGUUGCAUACCUAGUGCGGAGUUGUGAUUUUCCCCACCCCUGAGAAAAACGUGUUUUGUAAUUUCUAUUUCUUUUUCCUGAAAUUCGUGAUUGCAACAAAGGCGGAGGGGACCGGGCGGGGGAGGGGAGGAGGCCCCGCUCCGGAAGGCGCUGUUUGAAGCUUGUGGCUUUUUGAAGUCUGAAAGACGUCGGCAGAGGGACCCUUUUGGCGGCACAACUGUUACUCUAGGGAGUUGAUUUUUUUCUUUUUCUUUUUUCUUUUUUUCCUUAAGAGAUCUAAAAAAGAACUGGUGAUUAAAAAACAACACACAAAAAAAGGGACCAUUGCAACCUUUUUAAUUUUAUUUUACUUUUUUGGAGGGAGAAAGCUGAUGUCUUCUAUGCAUCCAAUUUCUCAAACUGCAGGGAGCUUGAAAAAAUGCAGUCUGUACAAACGCUUACAAAAAAUUCAUAACUGUGAACUGACUUAAGAGCAGAGUUUACUUUUUCAGAUCAAAUUGUUUAUGGUUUUACAAAUGUGAUUUCUACUUGGCAACCUUUUUUUGGUAACUCGUUCCCUUAUACCUCCUUGAUUGAAUACCUUACAGCCUAGACCUCAGUACAAAAAGGUAUUGAAACAUUUUUGAUACAUAACAGACCUCAAUCUUUUUUAAAAAUUAAUAUAUUUUCAGGCGUAUUUUUGUACAGUGAAAAGGGAACAAUCUUGCUG